AUCAAAAAUAAGCCCGGCCCGGAUCCAUCACCCACGACACACUAGCCCUAACCACCCUUCUUCUCCAAAACUACUAGGCUUCCCUUUAAGUCUUCAUACCGCGCCAGACGCAGACCCACCCAUCACGCCAUCACCCACGGCAGUCGGCACAGUCGACACUCGGUGGCCGUACUACGACUCAACCUCACGUUUCACUUCGCAGUUGAUUUCGCCUCAGCAUCAAUGGCUUUCUGGGGAGUUGAAGUACGACCUGGAAAACCAUAUACUCAUUCCUUUGAUCCAGGAAGAGGAAGACUCCGCCUUUGUCAGGCUACAUUGGGGAUUGGUGUAGCCAUAAAGAAGAGCUUAGUUCAGUGUAAUGUUGGACGAAAAAGUCCUGUUUUUCUCUGUGCAUUGUUGCCUGAUAAAACAGAAUCAUGCCAUUUGGAUUUGGAAUUUGAAGAAUCUGAAGAAGUCAUAUUUUCGGUUAUUGGUCCUCGGAGUGUUCACCUCACAGGUUACUAUUCCGCUAAUGGGUGCAAAGGGGUCUGUAAUGACAAUUCAGAAUCUUAUGGGGAAGAUAUUGCAAACUCAGAUUCGCAUGAGUCAGCUAAUAGCAGUGGCGACAAAUAUGAUGAUAGUUUUAUUGAUGAUAAUGAUCCGGAGGUUUCCCCUUUUCCUGAUCCAGUAGAUGAUGAAGGCACAAAAAAUGAGAAGAAAGUAAAGAGACGUCUCAAGAAGAAAUAUCAGAUAAUUGAAUCUGACGAGGAUGUUAGCUCGAAGCAAGAAAAGUUGGAUACCGAAUGCCAAAGAGAAAAUUCUGCAACAGAGAUUGAAGAUGAAAAUGAGGACAACGAUGCUAUUUCAACACUGCUUCAAUUAAAAAUGUGUAGAAACGGGAAGAAGGCCGAGACAAAAAAAAAUAGUACAAACGGCAUACUGCUAAAGGAAAAAGAUGAAAAUGUGACUCCUACGACAGAAAUUAAUGGCCUGCAUCCUACGUUAGGAAAGGACGAUCAUACUGUUACUGGAGUGGAUGGUGAAUCUGACAGGAAGAAAAAGUCAUCAAAGAAAAGGAAGAGACAGUUGGACAUUGAAGAAGAAAGGACUAACAAUGGCGACAACAAAGAUGAUGAAGCCUUGCAACUUGAGUUGCCAGAUCAGAAAUCAAUUGACGAUAAGCCUCUUGAAAUUAUUGCUAAUCCAAACUCCGAGGACAAGAAAACUAAGAAGAAAAAAAGGAAGAGUGAAACUAAGGAGAACAAUGUUGAAGACAAUUUAUUUAACCCAAGUAUCAUUUCUAGUGGAUUGAUCAUUGAAGUGCUACAAGAGGGUAAAAAUGAUGGAAAGAUAGUAGCUACAGGGAAGAAGGUAAAAGUCUUUUUAACUGCUAAGCUGAGGGAUACUGGAACGAUAUUCUACUCUAAUAUUGACAAAUCUCCUCAUAGAUUUGUUAUAGGUGCUCCAGAUGUUGUAGAUGGCCUUAACAUUGGCAUGGAUGGUAUGCGAGUAGGUGAAAAAAGAAGACUCACCGUACCACCAUCAAUGGGGUACGGCAGUCUUGGUGAUGGUGAGAAUAUACCUCCCAAUUCAUGGCUUGUGUAUGAUGUAGAAUUACUUGGCGUUCGUUGAAUUUUGCUCAAUUGAUUAAAUUACUCCGUAGAGGCUCAAUUCAAUGGGUAAUGGAUGAACAUGGAAUGGUUGAUUAUUUUCUCCAAUUUGGUGGAGUAUGGUAUUAUUUUUGCUAAAGAUUAAUGGAUUAGAGAUGAAUGAACUUGUCAUUUUUUUUAAUGUACUCAAUUGAGGACAAGAUGAACCUUUUCCUUAUAAUUGGGAGAUUUUUUUUCUCAAAAAUGAAAUGAAAAUCUCUAAUUGAGACAUUUUGGUUUA
This is a messenger RNA of Impatiens glandulifera, 1869 nucleotides long. Its product is annotated as peptidyl-prolyl cis-trans isomerase FKBP43-like. Lineage: Eukaryota; Viridiplantae; Streptophyta; Magnoliopsida; Ericales; Balsaminaceae. Bases 223 to 1611 code for a protein of 462 amino acids. The record is from RefSeq and is a predicted model, not a curated record. Gene Ontology annotation, molecular function: peptidyl-prolyl cis-trans isomerase activity. The transcript is spliced from 11 exons.